Molecule: messenger RNA, 2515 nt
Organism: Anopheles coluzzii
Lineage: Eukaryota; Metazoa; Arthropoda; Insecta; Diptera; Culicidae
Exons: 2
Coding region: 21-644 (207 amino acids)
Source: RefSeq, a predicted model, not a curated record
UACCAACCAAUCGAUCGGGGAUGAGCUCAGCACCAACAACCACUCACCACCAUCAUGCAAACCACCUUGCGCUGCUUCACAUUGCCGUGUUGCUGUUACUGCUAGCACUCGUACCACAGGGACAGCUGCAGAGAAACAGACCCAAAGCAGGCACCAUCACGCACAACUUGCGCGUUUCCAAAAUUGUGUGCGUCAACACGCCGUACAAGCUGACGCAUCUGAACUAUUGCAAGAUGGAGCAGCUCCCGAACGGAACGAUCGCACUGAACGCCUCGAUAGACGUGCCAAUAGUGCUCAACUAUCUGGAGAUAACGGCCAAACUGUUCUACAAGUACACCACCUACCGACCAUUCAUGAUCGACUGGAACAUCGAACUGUGCCAAGCAUUCCGCUCGGGAGGAUACAAUCCCUCCAGUGCGCUGGUUUUAAAAAUCAUCGAAGCAACAAUACCCGAGUUCUACUAUGCCUGCCCACACGGAAACCGCACAUACGCGACGGUAUGGUUGUUCGAACAAAAACUCAUUCCCAAAAAUAUACCCUCCGGCGAAUAUCGGCUUGACAUCACGUUCAGCGAAUCGACCAAAACCAUACUGUUUUCCAUGCAGGCGUACGGAGCAGUGCGCAAGCAGGGACUCCUCGGUUGAUGCGGUACAUGGAGUGAGGAUCCAAAGUUCAAUGAAUGGUAUUUAAUCUUGUUGUUUUAAAUAAAGUAUUCUUCUUCUUCUUUUUCUCCACUUGCAACAGCAUCCAUGCGUUGAUCUAGUGCCUGCGUCCAAAAGUUGACUUAUUAUGCCUGUGUCACAAGAUAGAUCUUAUUCUAAACCUGCAUAAAUUUUAUCCAAAAAGCAGGAUAAUUAAUCCAGCACAUAUCCUGCCUUUCUAUAGCGCUUUUUUUACAAAUACAGGCAUGGAACUGACCGAUAUCUCAGUAAUCAGUAAUAACCACGACGAUCUUUAGCAGUAACUACUUCCAAACCUAUAAUUAGUUGUGUUGAUUUGCGUAUGUAUUAUAUGAUUCGGCAAUUCAGUGUAUAAUAACGCAGUAUUAUGGAUUUAUCUUGUUCUCUUAUUAGGUAACGAUUAAUUCAUAAAUUAGGAGAGUUGUAACCUCAAAAACACAACCAAUAUCUACAACAACGCAAAAAUUUAAUGGAUUCAUUGUCGUCGGUGUUUGAUGCAUCCUUAUGACGUGAUCUAUGAUAACCCAAAAUCUAAUCAAAACCUUCGUCAAUCGUUUUUUGAAUGUAGAGAACACCAUGCGAUAAAAUCGGUUCACUCGAUCGGUAGCACCUAAACCUAAAAUGUUUGAGUAAUCAGGACCUUAGUAAUGAUCAUGCGGAUGAUGCUGCAGACAAUGAUGAUUCUUUCACUCUAUUACAGAACCGUACGUAUCCUCCCUAUUGGAUGUUCAAACCAGGUUACAUUCCAACGACCAAACCGUCGUCCGGGACUUCACAUACGUAAGCCGGGUGUGAUCGAUUACGGUCGUAACCCUUUUGCAUAGCAAUUGCUAGAGGAUGAGCUUGUGACAGACCAAAAAACCCUAAGUAAUAUCAAGCGUUCUGGUCAUGUUCUUGGAUUAUUGAUUCGAACACAACGAAUCUGUAAUCGUUAAUGAAAAUUAGUAACCCAAUCUAGUCAACAACUAAUUGCAAACAAUUCGUUCGCAAACGAUUUAAUUAUAACCAUUAAAAGAGCCUUAUUAGACGUGGGUUGAAAUGACUACAUUAUGUUAAAUGCAUGUUCCCAACUCCAUACUGGCUAGUGAUCAUCAAUCAAUCGAUCCGGAAUGAAACCAUCAGCAGCAGCACCAGCAGCAGUAGCAGCGAAACUGAAUGCAUCCCAACUUGCACUGCUGAACUUGACAGUGCUACUGUUGCUUCUGGCAUUCGUACCGCAGGGCCAGCUGCAGAGAAAGAGAGCCAGCAUUAAUAUCACACACAACUUGCGCAUUACCAAAAUGCAAUGUACCAAUACGCCGUACAAGCUGUCACAGCUGCACCUUUGCAGGAUGGAGCAGCUUCCGAACGGAACGGUUGCGCUGAACAUUUCGCUCGACGUGCGGCCCGUGCUCAACUAUCUGGAGAUAACGGCCAAACUGUUCUACAAGUACACUACCUACCGACCGUUCAUGAUCGACUGGAGCAUCGAACUGUGCCAAGCGUACCGGAUGGGCGGGAUCAAUCCCUCCAGUGCGCUGGUUUUAAAAAUCAUCGAAACAACAGUGCCAAACAUCUACUAUGCCUGCCCGCACGGGGUAAGUGUUCUGUAGCGUUCGCCAACGUCCGUCGGUCCGAUUUCAUCGCUAAUUCCGUGUCUGAUUCUAUUCUACAGAAUCGCUCAUACUCGGUCCUAUGGUCCUUUGAUCCGAAAUUUAUUCCCGAUAAACUACCCUCCGGCGACUAGCGGUUGGACAUCGUGCUUCGUGACACGUCCAACACCGAGCUGAUUGCGAUGCAGAUGUACGCAGCAAUGCGCAAACAGGGACUCAUCGGUUGAUGCAUGAAGUGAGCAU